UACGAACGCACGUAACAACGCGCAUGCGUUAUUUCGUCAGGCGGAACAAUCUGGGCAACUACUGGGCUUGACUCGUCUCGUAUCGUCGCUCGCGGUGGGUGCGCCUAUCGACGAGAACCGCGGCGACGAAGUGAUCGUCUCCACGCCAGUCGAGCGUGCACGCACCGGUUCUACGAGCGCGACAACUGACAAGAUGAAGAUGGCGGACGGACCCACGAUCCUGCGGAGAAACAGGCCCGGAACGAAAGCAGAGGACUUCAGCAGGUGGCCGGAUGAACCGUUCGAAGAAAUGGAUAGCACGCUGGCCGUGCAACAAUAUAUUCAACAAAUGAUCAGAAGAGAUCCAUCCAAUAUUGAUUUGAUACUUAAUAUGCCAGAAACCAAUGAUGAAGGGGUAUGGAAGUAUGAACAUCUCAGGCAGUUCUGUAUGGAGCUUAAUGGUUUGGCAGUGAGAUUACAAGAAGAAUGCCAUCCUGAAACUUGCACACAGAUGACAGCCACGGAACAAUGGAUAUUUUUAUGUGCGGCGCAUAAAACUCCUAAGGAAUGUCCUGCGAUUGAUUACACUCGACAUACAUUGGAUGGAGCAGCAUGUCUACUUAACAGCAACAAAUAUUUUCCCAGCAGAAUCAGCAUCAAGGAAUCUUCUGUGGCAAAACUUGGCUCUGUUUGUCGUAGGGUUUAUAGAAUUUUCUCUCAUGCAUAUUUUCAUCAUAGAACGAUAUUUGACGAAUUUGAAAAUGAAACUUUCCUCUGCCGCAGGUUUACUGCAUUUGUGACAAAAUAUAAUCUGAUGUCGAAGGAUAAUUUGAUAGUACCUAUUAUGGAAGGUGAUGGCGCGACGGAAAGUGAAGCAUAGGAUCUAACAUUGCGAUCGUAUUGCCCGAAGUCGAAUUGCCAGAUAUAGUAAGAAAAGAAAAAUGUUAAUAUUCAUUAUUCUGAUGUUUUCCUGACUUACGAAUACGAUACAGAUCUUUAAAAGAAGUCAGUGAAUUCGCUCCUAUUUAAAUAACGUGAAUUUGUUACACAGUCUAUCUUCAUAUGAAAAAUAUGAAAGUACGAAUUACGAAGAAUAUUUGUAUUUUAAAUUUUUCGUCACGUUGAAGUUUAUAUUAUUGCUUCUAAAUCACGUUCUAAUAUCGAGUAAAUUAAUGAUGAAAAUUUACAAACUUUUAACUAUUUCCAACAUUUUUCAUUAGAACAUAGCUUUCAUUUAAAAAUAUAUUCUUGAUAAUCAUGCCUUUUUCAAGAAUCUUGAAAGAGAUACAUCUUAAUCUUUGCUCAGUAUCUUGUUAUACAGGUACUUUCGAUAAAUGUUUUAUCAGUAACUGUAUAAUUAUUGAUAUAAACAAUACUUUCCAUGUUUGACAAGCACAAUUCUUAUAUUCAUUCUUAUAAUAUUUAAGAUUUGUGCAGCCUUUCAAGCCAUAGAAGAAUUCAUUAAAAUUAUUAAAUUUCUUGAAAUAUACUAUAGUAAUUUAAUCUCUCUCUUUCUCUCUCUCUGUUAUAUACAUUUUAUAAAAUAUUACAUUUUAAAUGAGAAAAGAGGAAAAAAAUGUUAAAAAUUUUUUAUCUUACACUAUCAAAGUUACUAAACACUGGCAAGUGUCUCAUAUCUCUAUAUUAUACUUUAUAACGUCUUUUUGUAAAAAAAUAACAGACUGUGUCUCUAUAGUAAAUAUGUGUAAUGAAACAAUAUAUUACACAACUCAUUUAUAUAUUUAAUUAUAUGAAUAAUUGUUUAUAAAUUUCGGAAAUUAAUUAUAAAAAAGAUUCUAUAAGAGAUCACUUUUCUAUUAAAAUUCUAUUAAAUCUCUACAGUUUCAUAAUCGUUAAAUUAUCUGUAAAAAUAGCACGCAUUAUAUUGAGAAUCGGUAUGUUUCAAUAUAAGAAUUAAUAUUAAUUACAUAAUUAUUUUCAUUCUACCUUUGAUAAAAUGAUAGAUCUAGAUGUGAGAAGUGAUCUUUAUAUCUCAAAACGAUUUGGUAAGAUAAGAUCCAGUUAUAGAAAUUUCUAAUAAAAUGGAAAUGAAAUCUCAAAUGUUUGUUGUCGGUUUGCAUAAUCAGAAGAAUGCGAAUUUAUAUAAACAAUUGUAGAAUUUUACACAUUGUACGAGCAUCGUGUUAGUAUAGAGUGACCAUAAUAAUCAUCAUCACGUAGUUGGUCUUUAUAAAAUGUAUUGUUUAAGCAAAAGGCAUAGCGAUAAAUGUGGUAUAGCACUGUUAUUUAUAAGACAUAUGCAUUUAUUCCGUACAGCAAUAUAAAUUACAGGAUAUGCUAAGCUUUUCUAUCCCGUUCGGCGGUUUCAUAAUAUUGCCGUGAAUUUUGGAUUACUUCUAUAUGUUGGAUAUAAGACUAGGUCGAAAUUAUGACAAAAGAUAUGGAAAAA
Messenger RNA from Pogonomyrmex barbatus (red harvester ant), 2389 nucleotides. It is a transcript of the gene Mob4, whose product is annotated as MOB kinase activator 4. The record is from RefSeq and is a predicted model, not a curated record. Lineage: Eukaryota; Metazoa; Arthropoda; Insecta; Hymenoptera; Formicidae.